AACAAAUAAACAGCGAUAAUUUGAUUAAAAUUGUUGAGUAAAUAUUUUAGCUUAGAUUUGACAACGAUGUGUAAUAUUAACAUUAACAACUGACAGAGAGAAAAGAAAACCAUAGCUAGUUAAAAAUAGAAAUUGGUGCUUUGUAAGAGAUGAGUUGGAAAGAAAAACAACACGGUUUCUUGGUGAAACUAUUACCAUGCAUAGUCAUCUCUUUCUUUUCAGAAAAUUCUCUUGCAACUUCGCUCUCAGCCUCAGGUUUUAAGAUACACGAUCGGGGUUAAUAUUUGAGGGAGGGUUAGACUUCUCCAGGUCAUUAAUUAUAAUGGCUUCAAAUUCAGAUGCCAAUUCUCCAACACCAUCUCCACCCGAUUCAUCUCCGCCACCGCCACCAGCCGGCGAUAAUUCAUCGCCACCGCCACCGCCACCGACCGGCGAUAAUUCAUCGCCGCCACCACCACCACCACCGAACGGUGAUAAUUCAUCGCCGCCGCCGCCGCCAGCCGGCGAUAAUUCAUCGCAGCCGCCACCACCACCGACAGGUGAUAAUUCAUCGCCGCCACCACCAUCAACACCGACUGGCGAUAAUUCAUCGCCGCCGCCGCCAUCACCCCCUCCACCGGCCUCAUCACCUCCGCCGCCGCCUCCUCCUCCAAACCGACAAGUAUUUUCUCCUCCUCCUCCGCCGUCACAUCAUCGGUUGUUGCCACCAACGUCAUCAAGUUGGAAUAACAACCACAGUAGACAUGAAGAUAGUGGAAACCAAUUGAGCGCGGCAGCUAUAAUAGGAAUUGUAGGUGGAGUUGGGUUAUUGCUCCUUGUCAUUAUCAUACUCUGCAUUGUUUGUUCAAUAAAGAAGAAGAAGAAAUCACAAAGUCCCAUUCAUUACUACCCCAACCAACCUGGCGCUCGAAAUCAAUAUGUGGAACACAUUGUUAAUAUGCCAGCAGCACCUCCAGGUGGAGGUUGGGGUCCAGCACCUUUACCUCCUCAAUGGGUGGGCAGUGACUUAAGCAGCUCUAGUUACUCUGGGCCCCAUGGUCCAGUAUUACCACCACCACACCCAACAGUAGCACUUGGAUUCACCCAAAACUCUUUCACACAUGACGACUUAUCAGUAGCCACUGGUGGGUUUGCACAACGAAACUUGUUGGGUCAAGGUGGGUAUGGAUAUGUAUAUAAAGGUGUUCUCCCUAAUGGUAAGGAAAUUGCUGUCAAGAGUCUCAAAUCCACUGGUGGACAAGGUGACAGAGAAUUCCAAGCUGAGGUUGAUAUUAUCAGUCGUGUCCAUCAUCGAUAUCUUGUCUCACUUGUUGGUUGUUGCAUUUCUGAUACUAAGAAGCUUCUCGUUUAUGAAUUUGUUCCCAACAAGACACUUUAUUAUCACCUUCAUGGGAAAGGUCGACCUGUGAUGGAUUGGGGCACAAGGCUUAAAAUUGCAAUUGGAUCUGCCAAAGGACUUUCUUAUUUACAUGAGGAUUGUCACCCUCGAAUCAUUCACAGAGACAUAAAGUGUGCAAACAUUUUACUUGAAAACAACUUUGAAGCCAAAGUGUCAGAUUUUGGAUUGGCAAAGUUUACUCAAGACAACAACACUCAUGUUUCUACUCGUGUCAUGGGAACAUUUGGGUAUAUGGCUCCUGAGUAUGCUUCGAGCGGUAAGCUAACCGAUAAAUCCGAUGUCUUCUCGUACGGUAUUAUGCUUUUGGAGCUUAUAACCGGACGACGACCGCUUGGUACCCGCGGUGAUUAUGAAGACAAUUUGGUUGAUUGGGCUAGACCACUUUGUACAAAAGCAUUGGAAAAUGAAACAUUUGAAGGAUUGGUAGAUCCACGUUUAGAGGACAAUUAUGAUAAACAGGAGAUAGCACGUAUGGUAGCUUGUGCUGCUGCUAGUGUUAGACACUCAGCAAGAAGGCGUCCAAGAAUGAGUCAGAUUGUUCGGGUACUGGAGGGAGAUGCAGUACUAGAAGUCCUUAAUCAGGAUGGAGUGAAACCUGGAGAGAGUGCUUUGUAUAGUAGCAUAAGUGGAGAUUAUGAUGCAGGGGCAUAUAGUGCUGACAUGAAAAAGUUCAGGAAACUAGCAUUGGACAGUGGUGUUGCAAGUAGUGAGUUUGGUGGAACGAGUGAGUAUGGUCUUAACCUUUCCAUUUCAAGUAGUGAACAAUCUUCAGCUGAAUAUAGCAUGAAGAUUGGAACUGGAAUUGGAAGUCGGAUGAACACUCCUGAGAAGCAAGCUUCUUCUAAUGUGAUGUAAUCCAACUUAAUUUGUGAAUUGUCUAGCUAACAAAAGUAAAUGUUGAACAUCUAACCACACAAUUUUAACUCAAGCCACGGGAGGGAGUAAUUUGCACAGCAAUAUCACAGAGAAAGACAUGACACAUAUAUUCUUUUAUGACUUUUUGUAUGAUUCAUUGAUUAUACGGUACACAGUUCCUGUAACAAUAUCUUUAUUCAAAGGAGGCAAAUGGUAAAAAUUAAAAAAGUUCAAUUCAA
Molecule: messenger RNA, 2493 nt
Organism: Cicer arietinum (chickpea)
Lineage: Eukaryota; Viridiplantae; Streptophyta; Magnoliopsida; Fabales; Fabaceae
Product: proline-rich receptor-like protein kinase PERK15
Biological process (GO): protein phosphorylation
Molecular function (GO): protein kinase activity; ATP binding
Source: RefSeq, a predicted model, not a curated record